AUUACACGGGGAAUGUUUUCCUAGAGAUGUCAGCCUACAAAGGACACAAUCUCUCUUCUUCAAAUUCCUCCCCAAAAUGUCCUUUCCCAACAGCUCUCCUGCUGCUAAUACUUUUUUAGUAGAUUCCUUGAUCAGUGCCUGCAGGAGUGACAGUUUUUAUUCGAGCAGCGCCAGCAUGUACAUGCCACCACCUAGCGCAGACAUGGGGACCUAUGGAAUGCAAACCUGUGGACUGCUCCCGUCUCUGGCCAAAAGAGAAGUGAACCACCAAAAUAUGGGUAUGAAUGUGCAUCCUUAUAUACCUCAAGUAGACAGUUGGACAGACCCGAACAGAUCUUGUCGAAUAGAGCAACCUGUUACACAGCAAGUCCCCACUUGCUCUUUCACCACCAACAUUAAGGAAGAAUCCAAUUGCUGCAUGUAUUCUGAUAAGCGCAACAAACUCAUUUCGGCCGAGGUACCUUCUUACCAGAGGCUGGUCCCUGAGUCUUGUCCCGUUGAGAACCCUGAGGUUCCCGUCCCUGGAUAUUUUAGACUGAGUCAGACCUACGCCACCGGGAAAACCCAAGAGUACAAUAACAGCCCCGAAGGCAGCUCCACUGUCAUGCUCCAGCUCAACCCUCGUGGCGCGGCCAAGCCGCAGCUCCCGGCUGCCCAGCUGCAAAUGGAAAAGAAGAUGAACGAGCCCGCGAACGGCCAGGAGCCCACCAAAGUCUCUCAGGUGGAGAGCCCCGAGGCCAAAGGCGGCCUUCCUGAAGAGAGAAGCUGCCUGGCUGAGGUCUCCGUGUCCAGUCCCGAAGUGCAGGAGAAGGAAAGCAAAGAGGAAAUCAAGUCUGAUACACCAACCAGCAAUUGGCUCACUGCAAAGAGUGGCAGAAAGAAGAGGUGCCCUUACACUAAGCACCAAACGCUGGAAUUAGAAAAAGAGUUCUUGUUCAAUAUGUACCUCACCCGCGAGCGCCGCCUAGAGAUCAGUAAGAGCGUUAACCUCACCGACAGGCAGGUCAAGAUUUGGUUUCAAAACCGCCGAAUGAAACUCAAGAAGAUGAGCCGAGAGAACCGGAUCCGAGAACUGACCGCCAACCUCACGUUUUCUUAGGUCUGAGGCCGGUCAGAGGCCAGGAUUGGAGAGGGGGCACCCCGUUCCAGGGCCCAGUGCUGGAGGACUGGGAAAGCGGAAACAAAACCUUCACCGCUCUUUGUUUUUUGUUUUGUUGUAUUUUGUUUUCCUGCUAGAAUGUGACUUUGGGGUCAUUAUGUUCGUGCUGCAAGUGAUCUGUAAUCCUUAUGAGUAUAUAUAUAUAUAUAUAUAUAUAUAUAUAAAAAAACUUAGCACGUGUAAUUUAUUAUUUUUUCAUCGUAAUGCAGGGUAACUAUUACUGCGCAUUUUCAUUUGGGUCUUAACUUAUUGUAGAGUAUCCAUCCAUCCAUCCAGCAAUGUGACUUUUUCAUGUCUUUCCUAACACAAAAGGUCUGUGUGUGUGGUUAGUACAUGAAUUCAUGGCAUUUUGAAUACAUUCAGUACUUUAAAAAUGACAUAUAUAUUUAAAAUAAAAUAUUAAGAAAACCCACAAGCUUGGAGGGAGGGGGACUAAGAAAGCACAUUCCAAUGUAUCUUUUCACAAAUGAAUUUAGCAAUUGUCUUUGGUGAGAUGGAACAUUGACGAUUUAUGCCUUGUAGCCUUUCCCUUGUGGUGCAUCUGUGGUUUGGUAGAAGUACAACAGCAACCUGUCCUUUCUGUGCAUGUUCUGGUCGCAUGUAUAAUGCAAUAAACUCUGGAAACGAGUUC
Molecule: messenger RNA, 1790 nt
Organism: Cebus imitator (Panamanian white-faced capuchin)
Lineage: Eukaryota; Metazoa; Chordata; Mammalia; Primates; Cebidae
Gene: HOXD10
Product: homeobox D10
Exons: 2
Coding region: 77-1099 (340 amino acids)
Biological process (GO): regulation of transcription by RNA polymerase II
Cellular component (GO): nucleus
Molecular function (GO): DNA-binding transcription factor activity, RNA polymerase II-specific; RNA polymerase II cis-regulatory region sequence-specific DNA binding
Source: RefSeq, a predicted model, not a curated record